AUGGACCCCAUUAACAACGACCCCGACAAGACCGCUCUAGGUCACGUCGAGCUGCUCGGCCAGGUCAGUGAGACGAAUGAGGUCGCGCGACGGACUUCCGAAGUCCUUCGGAACCAAGAGAACCUGUCCUACGGCGAGAGCGGCUUAAAAGGGCUGAUCAAAUCGCCGUACGUUUUUUCUGCGGCGUUCCUGGCCAGUAUGGGCGGCUUCUCUUUCGGCUAUGACCAGGGCGUCAUCUCGCUCAUCCUGACGAUGCCAAUCUUCCACAGGCAGUUCCCCGAGACCGAGCCCGGACACCCUCACCAGGGCUUCAACGUGGGCUUCAUGACGGGCAUGCUCGAGCUCGGCGCCUUCUUCGGGUGCCUGUUCUUCCCACGGUUGGCCGACAGCAUCUCGCGCAAGAAGGCCAUCGUCACGGCCGUCAUGUUCUUCUUCAUCGGCGCCAUCAUCCAGACGGCUGCGCACAAUUACGGCACCCUCGUGGCGGGUCGCGCCAUCGGCGGCAUCGGCGUCGGCACCUUGGCCAUGGGCGCGCCCUUGUACAUCUCCGAGAUCGCGCCGCCCAACCUGCGCGGCAACCUGCUGGUGUUGGAGCAGUUCUCAAUCGUCAUCGGCGCCAUCGUCGCGUACUGGAUCACGUACGGCACCAACGACAUUCCCAACUCGUGGUGCUUCCGCCUGCCCUUUCUCCUCCAAAUGGUGCCUGCGGGCUUCGUCGGCGUCGGCAUCAUGUUCUUCCCAUACUCCCCGCGCUGGCUGGCCAUGGUGUCGCGCAACGACGACUGUCUGGACGCGCUGUGCCAGCUGCGCCGCCUCCCGCCGGACGAUGAACGCGUGCAGAUCGAGUACAAGAGCAUCCUAACCGAGGUCGAGUUUCAGAACGUCAUCCACGGCCGCGAACACGUCGGCGCAGGUCACGUCAUGCGCGAGGUCUGGGAGUGGCUGGACCUGUUCCGCCCGCGGUGGCUGCGCCGCACGGUUAUUGCGAUCGGCAUGCCGUUCUUCCAGCAGUUCUCGGGCAUCAACGCGUUCCAGUACUACGCCCCGACUCUGUUCGCGACCAUUGGCAUGAACAUCUCCGAGGCCAAGAUCCUGACCGGCAUGAUCAACAUCUUCCAGAUCAUCGGCGUGACCAUCACGCUCUUCACCAUGGACAAGGUCGGACGCCGUCGCUUAUCCAUCUGGGGCGCCGUCAUGAUGGGCGUGCCGCACUGCAUCAUGGCCGGGCUCGUCGCCAAGUUCAACGACAGCUGGCCCGAACAUAAAGCCAUCGGCUGGUUCGGCGUCGCCGUCUUCUACUUUUACAUGUUCUCGUACGGCCUGACAUACGGGCCCGUGGGAUGGACGCUGCCGUCCGAGGUGUACCCGAACGCGCGCCGCUCCAGGGGUGUCGGCCUGGCGACGUCGGUCAAUUGGAUCGCGAACUUUAUCAUCGGCGUCUGCGUGCCGCCAAUGAUCCAGGGCAUCGGGUACGGGACGUACGUCUUCUUCGCGGCCUUCUGUGGUCUGGCGCUGCUGUUUGCGUACUUCUUGGUGCCUGAGACCGCGGGAAAGACUCUGGAGCAGAUGGAUGAGGUUUUCCACGACAACUCCGGUGCGGAAGAGCUCAGGAUCAAGGCGGAAAUCCUGGCUCGGCUAGGAUAGAUCAUAGAUGUUGUUUAUCAGCAUCAGCUUGGUCAAAGCAUCAAAACGCAGCAUUAAUCUUCACUGCGUAGCCUGUGACAGAGUCGAAGUAUUUAGGGCGUAAAGAAGCCAAGGCAGUGAGAGCAGAGACACAGCGCACUGAGCAAGUUGAUAUCACGCUUCGCCACUUCAACACACCGGAGAGCCUUCACAAGGCUCUGUAAGGCUGGGGGAGGGAUGGUAGCCUAGGAGACUACAUCUUCGAAAGACAAAUAUGCCGCAAGUCUUUCGUUGGAGCAAGGC
Cladophialophora immunda is the source of this 1926-nucleotide messenger RNA. RefSeq lists its product as uncharacterized. NCBI's taxonomy places the organism in Eukaryota, Fungi, Ascomycota, Eurotiomycetes, Chaetothyriales, Herpotrichiellaceae. Gene Ontology annotation, cellular component: membrane. Gene Ontology annotation, biological process: carbohydrate transport; transmembrane transport. Gene Ontology annotation, molecular function: carbohydrate:proton symporter activity. The transcript has 2 exons. Bases 1 to 1644 code for a protein of 547 amino acids. The record is from RefSeq and is a predicted model, not a curated record.